Messenger RNA from Hypoxylon trugodes, 1715 nucleotides. RefSeq names its product putative methyltransferase-domain-containing protein. Bases 336 to 1538 code for a protein of 400 amino acids. The transcript has a single exon. The record is from RefSeq and is a predicted model, not a curated record. Lineage: Eukaryota; Fungi; Ascomycota; Sordariomycetes; Xylariales; Hypoxylaceae.
AUUGCGGUUCAGUUUUGUUGAAAAUACAAAUUUACUCCCAAUCUAGAUACCUAAUCCUACACUAUUUUUACGACGACCUCAACCUGACACGAACGUACAAAUGGAUCGAUCGAAGUCGUUAGGUCGAAAAUAAAAUAGCGGUGAAAAAACAUCGAAAUCGCAUUCGCUUCUCACAAAGUUGGGCACGGAAAAAGAAGAAGGAUGGUAGUCGCCAAGACGCACACGGCCACUCGCAUCUAGAUGCGACAGAACCUCUCCCCCUUUUUUUUUUCUUCGAGCCCAAAGAAAAAUCCACAUCGUGAAGAUCUUCCGGAUUGGCCGUCUGUUGCAUCACGAUGCAUUACAUCCGUCUCCUACGUCCAGCUAAAUUUGAUGCGUCAGACCGCAGGAGACCACUUGUCUCGCUCCUCGUUACCGUUACCACGGAUCUGGGCGACUCCUUCCUGUACACGAACGAGCCCGUAGACCUGGUUGUGUCUGCUGAUGACGCGGUGGGGACCUCGAUCCUGUCACACGAGUCGGAGGGCCAGCCGUAUCGAUGGACGGCGGGUAUGCGGGUUCUUGAUAUCAAAGUCCCCGUUAAGUCGCAUUUGAAGAAGGGCGAUGUCACGUGUACCAUCAAUAUACAACAGGUUACGCGGCCUAAGUCGUUCGGGGCUUUGAGAAGUGACUUUGUACUUCCGUGGGGUAUUCGUAAAGGCUCGACGGCGGUUGAUGGGCUCAUAAUGCCGGUUUCUGUGCACUUGGUGGCCGGUGUCUGCGAACCCGUUUCCGUGCGACCGCUCCAAUUAAAUACCGGGUAUUUACCUAGUGAUCAGCUAAACGUCGAACUCGAGGAAGAUAUUGGUGAGAGUAUCGCUCGCCAUAUAUGGGAUGCUGGCGUAGUAACGGCUUGUUUCCUAGCCGGCGCCUGUAAAAUUGAAUACAUCCGUAACGCUCUACCCAUAAGCAAAGAUACGUUUAAUGUCUUGGAGCUUGGCAGCGGUGUCGGUAUCCUUGGAAUCACCUUGGCACGCAUUAUCGAGAGGGCCGCUGCGAUUCAGGGUAAGACGCUUAGCGAAGCCACUAUAUUGCUGACGGACCUUGAAGAGGCCGAAGAGCGUGCUCGGUCGAAUAUCGCUAGAACUGAAGCAACGCUCUCCUGCGAUGACGGUGAUGGAUCCGUAGUGACUCUUCAAUAUGAGAACCUAGACUGGGAUGAAGGGAAACACGGCCGAUUUGGCCCACUUGUCUCUGCCCGUCCGUGGGAUCUAGUUAUUCUCAGCGAUUGCACGUAUAACGUCGACUCCUUGCCGGCUCUUAUUGGAACGCUGAGUGCUCUUCACACGUCAAAUCUUAAUCAUAUGGAUGCCGAGAAAGAUGCAAAAACUUCGGUUAUGCUGGCGACGAAACCUCGCCACUCGUCUGAGCAAGCUUUGUUUGGAUUACUAGACGCUGAUGGAUGGCGAUAUAGUGUCCUUAGAAGUAUUCCGCUACCGAAGCUCGGCGAAGAGGGUGAGGUUGUUGAUAUCUAUUCUUUAGAGAAGGGCGCACCGUAAUGGUUUGUAUGAGCCUGUUAUGGAUUUCCUUACGCUCUUUCAAUGGCUUCUUAGCCAGUGCCACUCGCUAGGAUCGAACAUUUUGGCUAUUUAGCUUGUGGUGUUUCGGGCUAGCAGAUCGACACUUGGGGGAUCAGACGGAGAUCAUGCUCUGGGCAUUGUGUACGCCCAGAUUCC